Molecule: messenger RNA, 1455 nt
Organism: Drosophila gunungcola (fruit fly)
Lineage: Eukaryota; Metazoa; Arthropoda; Insecta; Diptera; Drosophilidae
Product: angio-associated migratory cell protein
Exons: 3
Coding region: 113-1393 (426 amino acids)
Molecular function (GO): protein binding
Source: RefSeq, a predicted model, not a curated record
AACUAGUUCCCCUUGCUGAUGUUGCCCAUCCCUGGCUCUAUCCCCACGCACGUGUGAAGCUGUUCGUUGUUAUUUUUAUUUUACCCGAUUUUUGAGAAAUAAAAGGGAAGGGAUGCGGGACAACACGCCGCCGCACCGUCCGGACUUCGAGGACGGAGAGGACGAGCUGCUGGAGAUGAUCGAUCUGGAGGGGCAGCCGCUGGACGAUGAUGACGACGACUUGGAGGAGGUUACACUGGAGCAACUGGAGGCCCGACUGGCCGGUGCCGGUGACGACGACGACGACGACGAGGAGGAUGAGGAGGAGCUGCGCGACCGCGAGAGGAUAGCCAACAUCCGGGACGAUGCUGAGAUCACCUUCCGGCGCCACAAAGCGCCGGUUUUCGCCUGCAGCCUGCAUCCUUCGCACGACUGGGCAGUAACCGGCAGCGAGGACGACAGCGCCGUCGUGUGGGACACCUCCACGGGCGAGGUCCUCUUCGAGAUCACCGAGCACAAGGACACCGUCACGGAAACGCACUUCAGCCACGAUGGCCUUUACCUGGCCACCGGCGACCUGUCCGGCGAACUGUUCGCCUUCAAGGUCAGCGAACAGCGCGAGGAGCGCCCGAUCCUGACCAAGGUCUGGGAGUACUCCAUGAGCGACAUGUCCUGGCUCUUUUGGCACCGGGCCGCCAACGUCCUGCUGGCGGGCAGCGACAGCGGCGAGGUCUUCGUGUGGCGCAUCCCCAGCGGCGACUGCAAGAUCCUGCCGGGACAGUCGUCGCGCUGCGAGUCCGGAGAGCUCAGUGGCGACGGCAAGAAGCUGUUCACCGCCUACAUGAACGGAUCCGUGAAGCUGUGGGACCUCAAGAGUUGCCAGGUGCUCAUGGAGGUCAACGACCAGCAUCCCAUGGGAUUCGGCGAGAUCACGCACGCGGUGGUUGCCUGCGAGAGGGAAUCUCCGUUCUACAUCUGCGCGGAGGCGUCAGGCAAAAUGUUGUUUUGCACCAAUAACGGACCUGUGAGCACGAUUCAGUCGGAACACGGCAUUGAGUGCCUGGCCUUCGCUCCUCCUGCGGCGGAUCUCAAGCUCUUCGCCUGUGGCUCGCUGGACGGCAGAAUAUCCAUCUGGGACUACGGCAAGUCAUCGCUCCGUACGAUAUGCGAGAACCCAGUGCCAAACGAUGGUGUCAUAAGAAUCAAGUGGCUGAGCGACCACACCAUCCUGGCGGCCACUUCGCAGGGCAAUCUGAAUGCUUUUGAUGCCCGUACGGGAUCGUUGAAAUUCACUCUGACGGGUCACUUCUAUCACAUCUACGAGUUCGUCUACAAGGCGCAUGAAAAUCUGCUUUUGACGGUGUCCGAGGACAACACGGCCAAGAUAUUCAAGGUGCCACCGCUGGGCGACUAGUUAGGAUAUAGAAAUUUUGUACCGUGCUGUAUAUGUAAAUAGUAAAUACAUAUAAAAAAAAA